AUGGAAGAGGUGAAGGAUGCAACGACUGGUGAUGUUAAAAAUUCUUUAGUUGAACUCUAUCAAGUAAUGUCCGAAGGAACAGUUAAUGCCACAGAUUCAUAUAAUUAUAACGUACACAACGUCAGUAUUAUGGAAGCGCUGGAUGCAGUGGCUAGAAUCAGGAAAGAAAAUGGAGAACUAACUGAGAAAUUAAAUGUAGCCAAUGCUCGAUUAAAUCGAGCAAUGGUUAACCGUCGAGAUAUUGAAGAGGAAUUAUUAACUAUUCGAAAACAGUACGAAAGCAUAUUAAGAGAUUAUCGAGAAACGAUGAGCGAACGAAGCAAUGUCCUGGAAGAAAAUAAUAAAUUAACCGAUGAACGAGAUUUUUUCCGAGAAAAAUUCAAAAUUCUUGCUUCCAUUGUUCAAAAAUUCUUUUCAGUGGUAAUGAAUUUAAAAUUUAAAUAA
Dracunculus medinensis (Guinea worm) is the source of this 444-nucleotide messenger RNA. NCBI's taxonomy places the organism in Eukaryota, Metazoa, Nematoda, Chromadorea, Rhabditida, Dracunculidae. The record is from the annotation of a GenBank genome assembly.